CUGGCUUGCUUGCUUGCCGAAAAAGUUAUUGAGCCACUCUUGACGAAACACCGUUGACGACAGUGCUCAGUCGCCGUUACCAUCCCCACUCGCCUUCCCUUCCUCCUUUUUCGUUCAUGCUUCUCGGCACCCUACAAACCAUCUCUAACCUCUUGGUUUAUCUACUCUUCAUACCCGUCAUUUUUUCAUAUCAAGAUCGUUCACUGCUACCCAAAGAUCUAGCUUUCGAAGAUUAUUACUGUGUUUGGCUUGGAUUUUGGGACUAUUUACUCUACAUGGAGAUUUUUUUUUGUCCUUUUGCUGAAUACUCUACAUGGAGAUUAAAUUGAGAGAAAACCGUCUACUUAUGGUCAUUUCAGCUAAAUUUCAGAUUACAGUGAAAAAAAAUUUCGUGUAUUUGGUAUUUUGGCUAUAAGAAAUAAUCGCUUUUGGAUAGCAAAGAGUUGCUUAUAAAGCAUGGUUAGUAACUCAAGCAAGACCCAUUUCACGGCUGAUAUGAGCGCCUAUGAGGUGGCGCACAAGCUGGAGGUGGCAUGCGAGCUGGAAGUGGACUUAGAGUCCGAAGAUGCCAGCGGGGUCGAGCAACCUCAGCUCGUCUAUUCUGACUCAAUCAAAGAGAUUGUGAAAUGUCUAAAUGAAAUGCACCUGGAAAUCGCCAAUUUCAACCCCAAGUGUAAGGAAGAUAUAUGGAACAAUCAGGCAAUUUUCUCAUUCCUGAAGGAUUACUUUCAUUGUAGUCUCAGGGCAGUGGACGUCUUCACUGCCCUUGAGAACUGCAUGAAGCGCACACGUGAUAACCAGUUAAUAGUUCAGUUUGCAGUUAAGCAUUUUGAGGAAGAAGUGGAAGAUGGGCUUGAUGGGUUGAAGUAUGUGAAGACGUUACAAGAGUUGAGGAAAUUCAAGGAUGAUGAGAACCCAUUUACCGACGAGUUUUUUCAACUUUUGGGAUCAGUUUAUGUGGAGCAUGAAUCGAUUUCGGAGAAAUUGAAGCCUUGGCAAUCAAAGCUAGACACGAAAUUGAAACUUGUGGAGACAUGGAGGAUAGUGUCCAAUGUCAUUUUUGUUGUUGCAUUUGUGUCUGUGUUAGUUCUCACGGUGGUGGCAGCUGCCAUCAAAGCUCCAGCCUGGGCAACGGCAUUGACGGGUGCAUUGUCUGUUCCAAUGGGCUCUGUGGGAACAUGGUGCAACUCACUUUGGGGGCGGUAUCAGAGUGCGCUGGAAGGAAAAAGGGGAGUAAUCAGAUCAAUGGGAGAAGGCACUGUUACUGCAAAGAAGGACUUGGGUAACAUUGAGGCACUUGCUCGCAGACUGCGGAUUGAGACUGAUUCAAUGCUAGUGAAAGCUGAAUACGCUCUUGGUCAAGAGGAGGCAGUGACGCUUGUGAUAGAUGAGAUCCAGAAGAAACUGGAAAAGUUUAUAAAUAUUGCUCAGAUUCUAACGGCUAAAGCAGAUAGGUGUAGCGGCAUUAGUGUGAGUUGGAGGAAGUUGGUUUUGCAGUCAAUGUUCAGACGUGAGCGUGACUGAGAAAACCUUUGGCAUGUGGUCUGAGAUAACAACUUGUCAUGCUGGUGUUUGUCUGUGUGAGUUUCAUAAAAAAUGCUCAUUUGCCCCUUUGAAUGAUCAAGUUUGGUAGAUAAUUCUUAGUUUUAUGCUUCAGAAUUUCUAAAAGAAAUCUACAAAACAUGAUCGAUUAUUCAGCUCUGAAGUUGACUGCUACUUGGUCAGUUUGAAGGGGCGAUACACUGAAAUGUCAGUAUUAUAUAUAAUUAGGAAGAAAACCUAUAGAUAAUGACACCUUUAAAAUUGCAGUGACCAUCUUUGACAGUUGAAGGGAAACUACAAAGUUUCCAUAGCAGCAAGAGUAAUGCGCGCGUUUGGUGAUUUUCUGAACAGGGUAAAGCAGAAGCAAUCCGACUUGACUGCCAUAAUAGUUUUCCUAGUUGCCCAGCGAUGAUUUCUUCUAUUCUUUUCCCUGCAAUUUGUUUUGGGCUACAGCCAUGCGUCCAUCUCCCGGAGGCAGCUUAGGUGCUUAACAAGGUCAUGUAAUUUCCUCUAUUUUCAGCAUCCAUUUGUGAUAGAUGACGAGAUUUCAACAUCCGCUCUGCUACUUUGCAUCUUUCUAGACUUGAUUGGUACCAAAUAAGGGAUCUCCAUGUAAUUGCAUCUAGAUCCGUCAACAUUGAAAUCUUAUAUGUAUAUGUAUGAAAUCUCGUGUGUGGGGCUAAUGUAGAACGUUAAAGGUAACUUUCUAUUUAUGUGGUAGACAUAAUAAUACCUUUAAAA
Messenger RNA from Carya illinoinensis, 2283 nucleotides. Its product is annotated as UPF0496 protein At2g18630-like. Lineage: Eukaryota; Viridiplantae; Streptophyta; Magnoliopsida; Fagales; Juglandaceae. The record is from RefSeq and is a predicted model, not a curated record. Bases 457 to 1524 code for a protein of 355 amino acids. The transcript has 2 exons.